Molecule: messenger RNA, 1863 nt
Organism: Aspergillus saccharolyticus JOP 1030-1
Lineage: Eukaryota; Fungi; Ascomycota; Eurotiomycetes; Eurotiales; Aspergillaceae
Product: amino acid transporter
Exons: 4
Coding region: 78-1691 (537 amino acids)
Biological process (GO): transmembrane transport
Cellular component (GO): membrane
Molecular function (GO): transmembrane transporter activity
Source: RefSeq, a predicted model, not a curated record
UCUCUUUUCUUCUAAUUCAAUUCCAAUCUCGUUCUCUGCAUGAGGUCUAGCACUUUGGAGUAUUCUUUUAGAUCACAAUGGAGAGCGUAAACACAUCCGCUGGCCAGCCAUCGAGCCCUGACGCAGCCCUGCGAGUGGACAAGACCCGUGUUGCCAACAUGGAUCAUGCCGAUGCUCAGCUUGCAGCCGAAUUUGGCUAUAAGCCAGUUCUCAAGCGAGAGUUCGGUUACUUCUCUACAUUCUCCUUCGCAGUCAGUAUUUCGGGCCUGUUCGCGACUGUGAUGACGACCAUGAUUUAUCCUUUGGAAGCUGGAGGUAGUAGCGCCGUCGUUUGGUGUUGGCUGAUUUCUGGGAUCGGUUGCAUGUGCCUUGCGUGCUCCGUUGCUGAACUUGUUUCGGCUCUCCCGACAGCGGGUGGAUUAUAUUUCACCAUCUCGAGACUCGCCCCACAAGAAUGGGUUUCCUCUAUCUGUUGGCUCGACGGAUGGCUAAAUAUAUUGGGCCAAAUCUGUGGAGUAGCCUCCUCAGAGUAUGGUGCCGCGCAGAUGCUGCUCGCUGCUGUCUCCAUGGCUAGGGACUUUGACUACGAAAUCACCACGGGUACCACGGUUGGAGUCAUGGCCGCACUGACUAUCACGACGGGGUUGAUCAACUCUCUACCAACUUCCUGGAUCGAAAAGAUAACCAAGUUCUAUGUCAUCUUUCAUGUCCUGAUCUUGGUUUCAUGCUCCAUUGCGCUUCUGGUCAAGACAGAGAACAAGCAUGACGCCACAUACGUAUUCACUCAUGUCGAGUCAACCUCAGGCUGGCACCCAUUAGGUUUCUCCUUUCUCUUCGGUUUCCUCUCAGUCUCCUGGUGCAUGACGGAUUAUGACGCUAGCUCACAUCUUGCGGAAGAAAUCAAAAGCCCAGAACUCAUGGCUCCAUGGGCUAUCUCUUCGGCGAUGCUCUUCACCUAUCUCGCGGGUUUUCUCUUUAACAUCGUUCUCUGUUUCUGUAUGGGGGACCCGAGUGCGAUCCUAAGCUCUCCAACGCAGCAACCUGUUGCGCAGUUAUUCUACAACAGUCUCGGAAAGGUAGGGGGGAUAUUCUACACCGUCUCAGCAUUGCUGAUAAUCAAGUUCGUCACGUGGACGGCGCUACAAGCCCUGGCCCGGACCGUCUUUGCCUGUGCCCGUGAUCGGAUGUUGCCCUUUUCCAAUGCGUGGACGAAGAUAUCUCCCCUCACCGGAACCCCCUUGAAUGCAGUGUGGAUUUCCACAUUUUUCUGCAUUGCAAUUAACCUCAUUGCCCUGGGCUCAUACACUGCGAUCUCAGCCGUGUUUACCCUGUGCUCUAUUGCCCUUGACUGGAGCUACUGCAUCCCGGUUCUCUGCAAACUCCUUUUUGGCAAGUUCAAGCCUGGUCCCUGGCACAUGGGCCGACUGAGCCCCUUUGUCAAUGCUUGGGCUUGCUUGUGGACCUUGUUCGUCUCCAUCAUCUUCGUCCUUCCCACUGCCAGGCCGGUGACAGCGGAGAAUAUGAACUACGCCUGCGUCUUCUUGGUAUUUGUCUUGCUGUUUGCCCUGGUUUAUUGGUACAUCAGCGGCAAGAAGUUUUAUCGCGGUCCCGUUUCCGAAGCGGUUGUAGACGACUCUCUUUCUGAAAGCAACAGUCAAGUCAAGGCUGACAAAAUGGGAACUCGAGUAUGAGGUCUGUGGAGGCACAGUCACGCAACGUCUGCAGUUCAUCACCCAACGCGACAAACCCUACGAACGAUUCGCUGCCAUCAACCAAUCCCAGGAAGCGGCAGCAUCACAUCUGAUGUCUGAGCCAGAGCCCAACAGCGACUUGAAAAUCUCCAUCGAAUCCCCCCCCCCCGCC